AUGGCAUCUCCAACGAUGUCCGCUCCAGCAGCGCCGUCGACGUACAAAGUCGACUCUUUUAAUCCUGCCGUGAUGGACCAUCUGAGGCACAUCUACGAGUCGCUGCAGUCACAGGGACAGACGCCUACGGGACCGGACGGUGCAACCCUCUCUGCCUCUGCUCAUUUCUUGCAGAAUAUCCAAAAGGACCAGCAUUUCAAAGCUGACCAGCCUCGCGGUGGCCAGCAGCAUGGCGUUCUCGACAGCUUCUCAAGCUUCCUGGAUUACAUGUCAACUGCCUCAGCAAUGCCGCAGUUUUCAGACACACAGGCCUACGAAGAGGACCUGUCGUUUCCCAUGCCCAAUUAUUUCAUUAAUUCAAGCCAUAACACCUACUUGACUGGCAAUCAGCUAUACAGUGAGUCAAGUACAGAAGUAUAUAAGAAUGUAUGUGGCUGGAUCUGCUUUAAUGAUUUCUUUUCGCCCCUCCCCUCCCCUUCCUUCUACUGUUCCUCUCCUAACCACCAACUCCUUUAUUUUAUUUUAUUUUUCUUCUUGGGCAUUUAUAACGCCUCAACAUGGUCCAUGCUGUCGAUCCGCCUCCCCAUUUGA
Molecule: messenger RNA, 591 nt
Organism: Trichophyton benhamiae CBS 112371
Lineage: Eukaryota; Fungi; Ascomycota; Eurotiomycetes; Onygenales; Arthrodermataceae
Exons: 1
Coding region: 1-591 (196 amino acids)
Biological process (GO): lipid metabolic process; phosphatidylinositol-mediated signaling
Molecular function (GO): phosphatidylinositol-4,5-bisphosphate phospholipase C activity
Source: RefSeq, a predicted model, not a curated record